AUUGGGGGAGGAGGGUGGACACAACAUCCCAUCUUUGUGUUUCGGUACAGACUAAGCUUUUAGGCCAGCUCUCCUGGCUGGAGCAGGGGCGUGGCCUGCAUGAGAAGUAAACAUCAGAGAUCUGAAGAAGCUUAUAAAAUCGCUUGGGAGAGGCCAGUCACCAAGACAGGCAUCUCAAAUCGGCUGAUUCUGCAUCUGGAAACUGCCUUCAUCUUGAAAGAAAAGCCACCCAGCCCCAAGAUGGUGAUGCUGCUGCUGCUGCUUUCCACACUGGCUGGCCUUUUCGGUGCAGCAGAGGGACAAGCAUUUCAUCUUGGGAAGUGCCCCUCGCCUCCGGUGCAGGAGAAUUUUGACCCGAAUAAGUAUUUCGGAAGAUGGUACGAAAUUGAGAAGAUCCCAACAACCUUUGAGAACGGACGCUGCAUCCAGGCCAACUACUCACUAAAGGGAAAUGGAAAGAUCAAAGUGUUAAACCAGGAGUUGAGAGCUGAUGGAACUGUGAAUCAAAUUGAAGGUGAAGCUACCCCAGUUAACAUCACAGAGCCUGCCAAGCUGGAAGUUAAGUUCUUCUGGUUUAUGCCAUCGGCACCGUACUGGGUCCUGGCCACCGACUAUGAGAACUAUGCCCUCGUGUAUUCCUGUGUCAGCAUCAUCAGUCUUUUUCGUGUGGAUUAUGCUUGGAUCUUGGCAAGAAACCGUCAUCUCCCUUCAGAAACAGUGGACUUUCUAAAAAAUAUCCUGACUUCUAAUAACAUUGAUGUCAAGAAAAUGACGGUCACAGAUCAGGAGAACUGCCCCGAGUUCUCGUAACCACGCUCCACAGGGAGGCUGUGCCCACUCCACGUUACAUUUCCUGCUUUGCUUUCCCCCACCCCACCCACUCCUCAUAAACACAAACCAAUCAACCAUGACAAACCUUCGCAAACACCAGAAGGGAGGGUUGACCACGGAAGACAGUGGUGAGGAGCUCAAGGGAGUUGGCCUGAAUACAUAGCCAUACCCUACCCUGUUACCCUGCUAGCCGCAAAAUAAACUGGUUGCUGACCUGCUGUGCUCACGGUGA
Messenger RNA from Chlorocebus sabaeus (green monkey), 1063 nucleotides. It is a transcript of the gene APOD, whose product is annotated as apolipoprotein D. Gene Ontology annotation, cellular component: cytoplasm. NCBI's taxonomy places the organism in Eukaryota, Metazoa, Chordata, Mammalia, Primates, Cercopithecidae. The record is from RefSeq and is a predicted model, not a curated record. Gene Ontology annotation, molecular function: cholesterol binding. Gene Ontology annotation, biological process: lipid transport; tissue regeneration; lipid metabolic process.